CAGGCAAUAUUAUUUUCGAAAGACUGGAAGCCGCUCCAAAAAGGAAGGAGUAUCGUCGAACUCUUUUGGAUUAUAUAAAUUUUUCCGUUUGCGGAAAUUAAUUGUUUAGUGUCGUAUGCUCGUCUUGUCGACGAUAACGUAGCCCGAAAUGAAUAAAAAGAAGCAUAUGAAUCGGAGUAUCAUUGUCAACAUGACUCCUCAAUUGAAUCGGAAGCGUGGCUCGUCUGUCAGCUUUACCCGAGCAAAGGAUGACAGCGAAGAGGCUGAGGACGAGAUUCAUAUAUCUCUGGCGCCGUACAUACAAACAUAUCUGGCGCAUAGCAGCCAGGGAUUGGGAUGCUGCGGCGUCAGUUUACCCGUGCCGUUCGAACGUGCAGCACCGCGCUCCUGGUGGAAUCCCAGAUUUGAUUCGGAAAUCCUCGAGGAGCAGUUUAAGAGAAGUGCCUUUCCUCAAAUUAGAUUAAGAUUCCGGUAUGCUCUCACGUAUAUCUUGCUAGUGUCCUUAUCGUGGUUGACGUAUUUUGUGAUAGUCGGAAUCGGAGAGAACGACACAUCGACGUGGGCGGCAGUAGCAGGUGUUUUCGGUAUCGUCGGCAUCAUGGUCUCGGCAGUCCUCUAUUUAACACAUACGGACUACUACAAAUCCUACGUUCUACCAAUUUCCCUGGGAGUCGCGUCGACGCUCUGUUUCCUGUCCUUACUCUUCCUUGCCUUAGUACCGCCACACGUGGACGGGCUUACUCUGGUCGGGCACUUCGCCCUGUGCUCCGAGAUCUUAUUAGUCAUUUACACAGUGCUGCCGAUGCCUCUCUACGCCUGCCUUGGGAUAUCCACGCUGUACUCAUUCAUGUUCGAGUUCCUGACUGCCUAUCUGUACGGCUCGAAGGACGCGCGACAGAGAUUUUACACGAGCGAACGAAUUGUACAAAGUAACGCUUCAGGAAUUAACAGUACAAUGGCGGACGGAGGGGGAAACUUGGUACUUACGCAUUCAUCUCUAAAGGAUAAUCCUCUGAGUGUUGCUGGUCUACCGAAUGUGAUACGUAAUAUUAGUGAUUUUACUGCAGCAAUUAGUACAGAGGCGAUGUCGAGAUUGCGCGAAGGCAGAGAGACAAUGGAUGCGGGACCGAGGUACUCGGAGACGGUGGCUCAACGAUUUUACGGUGCCCUCGGCGACGCGAGUGUCUUAACGAGAUUUAAUUCCAGCGUCCCAUCCAUGAUGACCGCUAUCAGUUCCACCGUGAAUUCAUCGCCUGUAGAUAAUUACGCUAACGAUAACUUACUCGCCGAUGAUAUUGACUUCUCCACGAAUCUCGCAAUAAGGAUCUUGAUGCAGAUUUGCAUUCACUUGAUAGGCGUGCACAUUUUGAUAAUGACCUUCGUGAGGAUGCGCGGCACGUUUAUGAAGGUCGGCCAGUCCCUGCUGGUCCGCCGGCAGCUGGAGGUGGAGAAGCAGCUGAAGGAGAAAAUGAUACACUCCGUUAUGCCGCCGAAGGUCGCGGACUGGCUCAUGGAGGAGAGCGAGCGCGAGAGGGAGCGGGAGGACUCUCUGAAGAAGGGCUCGAUACCGUCCAACAAUACGGACAUACGUUCGUUGUUUCGUCCGUUCAACAUGCACUCGAUGGAGGACGUCAGUAUCCUGUUCGCCGACAUUGUCGGAUUUACCAGGAUGAGCUCAAACAAAACCGCGGAGGAAUUGGUGGGCAUCCUGAACGAUCUGUUCGAACGUUUCGAUGAUCUCUGCGAACAUCACGGUUGCGAGAAGAUCUCCACGCUGGGAGACUGCUACUAUUGCGUGAGCGGAUGUCCGGAACCAAGGUCCGAUCAUGCGAAGUGUUGCAUAGAGAUGGGGCUGGCCAUGAUCGAAGCGAUCAAACAAUUCGACAUCGAGAGACGGGAGGGCGUGAACAUGAGAGUGGGUGUGCACACGGGCACCGUACUCUGUGGCAUCGUGGGCACCAAGAGGUUCAAAUUCGACGUUUGGUCGAACGACGUGACUCUGGCGAAUAAGCUGGAGAGCACGGGGAAGCCCGGUCGUGUACAUUUGAGUGAAAACACUUUGAGAUUUCUGGGGGAUCAGUACAUUACGGAGACUGGAGAGAUAGUCAACGGUGUUAAAACCUACUUCAUUAGAGCCCGUAAGUCGGACUUCGUGAAUCAAUUUAUCACGAACGUCACGUCACCCAAGAGUAUCUCGCCAUUGAUGCAAUCGCGGAAUCGUCUGGCGUCGUGUAACAAUCAGGCCAAGCCGCGAAAUCAUUAUCUCCACAUGAUCACGAACGUGAGCAAUUACAAGAUGAAGGCCAAUUCCCUGCCCAGCAUCUUGGAUUCCGAGAACGACGGCGACGCCAUGGACGAGAAGGAGGACUCGAACAAGAGUCCGACGUCCACCGCGAGUUACGGCAAGAAGAAAGUGCGGAAUAAGCCGUGGAGGUAUCUGCAGAGACAACGGACAACCGAGGAAAUGACACCCCUGGAGAUAGAAGAGGGAAGGAAUAUCGCUAUGGAACGGGCGAGACCCGAGACGACGUACGAAGAAUGCAAUGGAUUUAGACGGGUCCCUCUGAACAAUGGCGUGGAAAUGGACCCGAAUCCUGUACCUUCUAGUCCUUUAUUAUCUGGUCAAGAGCCGAUUAGCAAUGCUUCUUCCAUUUGCAGUAGAAAAGACUCUGGUAUCAAGAGCAAUAGCAGACGGAGUAGUAUACAACAGCAGUUGUUCCUAAUGAAUGGCAUGACCCAAGGUGAUCUGUUGGGGCACAGGGUCAGUGGCUAUUACACUUCUAGUUCAACGUUGAACUCCACUCACGAACCUUCGUCGUCGGUGCCCCCUUAUCCGUUCCCUCCGAUGGUAACCGACACAUUCGGCGCGUGCUUUCAUAAAUUGCGGAAGCAGUCUGAUCUCCAAUUAAUUAGGUGCGUCCAAGAUAACGUGAGCUCUCAACGCUCGUACUUUGUCAAACCGCCACUGUCGAGCGUCACUCUCUUCUUCAAGAACAAGGAAAUGGAGAAGGAAUACCGCGAGAACGCGCACAAGGCCAGCGAGGGCAUUGGCGAUAACCCACCUACCCUGGCCACCUCGAGAUUCAACACGUACUUCGACAUUUUGAUAUCCGCCCUGGUUUACACGGCCAUCACAAUCUCGCUGUUCCUUCUGUGCAAGCCGACGAUUCACUACACGGUGUUCUCCGUGCUCGCCAUCAUCGUUCAAGUGAUCGCGGUGUCGCUCUGCAUCCGGCAGCUCCUCUACCCGAAUACAUCUCACGGAACGUUCACGCAGAGGAUCUUCAAGUUUUUCUCCCGCUGGUAUCCGUGGCACGUGUGCGGCGCGGUUAUGGUCGGUCUGCCGAUCAUCUCCAUCUUGCUGAACUUCACGUGCAACAGCUUUCGGAACCUCAACAACUUCGAGUACUACUACAGCUACCUGAUCUUCGUCGGACUGGUGCACUUCUGCAACUUUACGCAACUCAACUGUUGGAUGAAGAAUCUGCUGGUCACCCUCACCGGCAUACUGUUCAUAUGUCUUGUGGUGAGUCACAUAUCACCGUAUCAACAGGAGAAUCUCAGUAAUAAUGGCAGUGGCAACAGUCGUAUCAACGACUCGCAAUUGGGCGUGCCGCAUCCGAAUAUUCUGAAGUCGUUCGCGAGCGAACUGAACGGCGGGAACUUUCCGAACAGCACGAGAGAUUUUCUCUCCGCUGCCACUUCGGCGAGAACACCGUCGCCGGUCGCGGGAUACACGGGAGAACAAGAAGAAGCGUCGUCUAAGACUCGCGGGACACCUUAUAUCAAGUACAACGAGAGACUGUACAAUUCGGAGAUAUAUCUAGACAUGGUGCUGUUGCUGCUGCUAGUCUGGUUCCUGAAUCGCGAAUUCGAGAUCAGUUAUCGUUUGUGCUUCCACGGCAACGCGGUGGCGGCGCGCGACAAGACGCGCGUGCAGUCGAUGAAGAAUCAGGCCGACUGGCUGCUGCACAACAUCAUACCCAAGUACGUCGCCGAUCAGCUGAAGACCACCGCCAAGUACUCGCAGAAUCACAAAUCCGUGGGCAUUAUCUUCGCCAGUAUCGUCAACUUCAACGAGCUGUACGACGAGUCGUAUCUGGGCGGUAAGGAGUAUCUACGCGUGCUCAACGAGCUCAUAGGCGACUUCGACGAGCUGCUCGAGCGGCCGGAGUACGCGAACGUCGAGAAGAUCAAGACAAUCGGCAGCACCUUCAUGGCUGCGAGCGGCCUGAAUCCGCAAGUGAGAGAGCAGAGCGAGCACAAGUACACGCAUCUGUUUCAACUGGUGGACUUCGCCGUGGCGAUGCACAAAGUGAUAUUCAACUUCAAUCGGGAUCUGCUGGGCUUCAAGCUGAUCCUGCGUGUCGGCUUCAACUACGGCGACGUCACGGCCGGCGUGAUCGGCGCCACCAAGCUGUACUAUGACAUCUGGGGCGACGCGGUCAACAUAGCGUCGCGAAUGGACUCGACUGGGGUCGCCGGUAGGAUACAGAUAGCCAGCAAUUGCUUGGCCGUCCUGUCGGAACGAUACGAGUUUGAGCCGCGCGGACAGGUGUACGUCAAGGGCAAGGACAACAUGGACGUGUUCCUGUUGAUAGGAAAGAAGAAUGCUGAUACGACCGGCACUUGAAGAUUCAAUCGUCGAUUGUACCGGUAUUCCUCUGUGCGACGAUUACAUGUCGAUAAUUUGACGCUAUUCGCGGCCUGCAGCAAUCGCAACAUUUACAUUAGAUCUGUCCAUUGAUAUUUCGAUAUUUUUCAUAAUUUAAUAGCUUAUAAUUUAAAUUCUCGGAUAAUAAGGUAAGCAGAGCUGAAUUGAACCAGUACUUUUUUUUCGCCUUUUAUUUUUAUUUAUUUUAUUUACACAUUUAUGUAUAAGGGUAUAUAAAACAAAUUUAUUUCUCUUCAGUAAUUUCUAUAUUUUCUUAUCGAAAUGGUCGAGGUAUGCCGUUUGUGUGGAAAAGAAUCUCGAAACUGUAUUUCAAAAUACAAGAGAUCCUUUACAGUCGUCCAAUAAACUGAAUACGAUAGAAAAAUACGCCUGCGAAUUCUGUGGCAAGAAGUUUAACUCAAAUAUAUCGUGAAAUAAUCACGAAAGAAUUCACACUGGAGAAAUGCUCAGUUGUUCGAAAUGUCACCUUUCGGAAUUAUCAUUUAUCGAAAUAGAAAGAAGAAAAACUUUUUUUUUAUGUUGAUGCAAUAUGAUAAAAUUCAGAUUGAUGCAAUUUGAUAAAAUUUAACAGAAAAGAGGGAAGAGAAUUAGAUUUAUAAUGUUUAUAAAUAAUAAAAUAAUAUAAUUUAUUAUUCAAUUCGUAUCUCAUAAUUUAAAAAAAAAAUUUUUUUUGUAAGACUGAAAAAUAUCUAGAUAUUAACAGAUGAACAGAUCUAAUAGUCGACUCAUGUAGACUCAUGUCGUUGAUUGAGGAAAACGUGCGAAUACGAAACGGGUGAGAAAGCAAACGGAACAGAAUAGUAUAUCUUUUUGCACAGUAGAAGUUGUCAUAUACGCUGUUGGAGAAAAAAAAAACGCCUUAUUCGUUGACUGCUCAAACUGUUAGCGAGAGAUAUUUAUUAACGAAAGAUAUUAUUGUAUUUUUGUAAAAAAUAUCGAACGUUGUCUAAUAAGAAGAUAUAUCGUGAGAAAUUAUGCGAGAUCUGCCUUUGUCUCGAGUACAAAAACCGAAUCAGUGGCGAAGGAAUCUUUUUUAGAAGCGUUUUACGUUAUUGAGCAUCGAAAUAAUUAUUUGUGUAUAUAUGUAUGUAUAUAUAUCAAUUACUCUAAGAUAUUUAAGAUAAUACAUUUCGAUUUUACACAGAGUGUUUGAUAUUAUGGGUGUAACACCGUUCAUGGGUAGUUAGAACGGAUUAUACGGAAAAGUCCUCUACAAUUUUGCAAUUUUCGUAACAAUUACUGUGAUAUUAAAGAUCGACAAAGUGCAUAUUUUACAAUUUUCGUAACAGUUACUGAGAUAUUAAAGAUCGGCGAAGUGCGCUAAAUUUGCUGCUAAAUGAAAGCGCGCGACGAUAUGCGACCGCCCAGCGCGACUUAUAUGAAAAGUAAGUUCUUUUGUACUUACAUAAUUUAAUAUUAUUCAGUACAUCAGAGCACUUACCAAAACGAAACAAUUAAUGUCUCGGUAACUAUUGCGAAAAUUGCAAAAUAGUACAGGAUUUUUCGAUCAAAGUUUAGUUCCGAUCUACCUACCCGUGAACGAUGUUACACCUAAUGUCAAACAUUCCGUGUUUAUAUGUGUACGUAUAUGUGUAUAUAUACACAUACAUAUAUAGAUGUCACGAAUAUAAAUUUUUUACGAAUAUAUGUAUACUUGAACGUCGGAACUUGAAGUGUAACUGAAUCAAUCUAUUUCCUAAAUCGAGUCACAUAAAAAGAUCAUCCUUUUCGAUCGAACAAUCGAGUGACAGUGAAACGCUCGUGCGGAAAUAACUUGGAAAAAUUAAUACGUGUGGCAUUCUAUCCUAUUCGAUAUUCUAAGAGCAACAGCGAAGUGCGUCCGACGCGUUAAAGGUUCAACGAAGCUCGAGUACCCCGUUAAUUAUGAGUUAAAUAAAUUUUUAAAAGUAAUAUUAAAGGAUGUGAAUUUACACAGUCUUGUCUUCCUGUCUGAUAUUGUGACACGUCACGUCACUAGAUGAAUAUAAGACGAAGCGUCGCUCGAAACUCUUCAUCUACAAAAAACAGAUGGAAAUAUGUAAACGAAUAAGUGAAAUUUUUAUCUUAAAAAUUUAUACCUUAGAUUAUGAACGACGCGAAGUGAUUUUAACAAAUCGUUUUAGAACAGAUGGAAAUGAACGAGUAACGAGUGAAAUUUUUACCUUAGAAAUUUAUAUCUUAGAUUUUACGAACGACGAAAAAUAAUAUUUUACCAAAGAUCAAUAAUUAACGACUUAGGCCGCGGACGUGUGCAUAUGUAAACAUAGUAUAUGCUUAAAAUAUAUGCUGUAUAGAAAUAAUACGCGUGCCGUGGGAUAAAAAUUAAAUCACACACAUUCCAAACGUAGCUCGCGACAAGCGUGUCCGCAAACACGAAAUUAACGAACUAAUGCUCAUAACAAAGUGCUUCUUGUCGCCGUUAAGUAAAAAUAUCCUUGUUGUUAUAUCUGGAUCAUAAAACUGCUACGUCGGAUUCCAAAGAGUAUCUUGCUGCAUUUUUCUUUCUAAUCUCAGCGAUGAGUGACACCGCAUUCGAUGGGAUUUAUGCUCUGUAGUAAAUAGUAUGUGUGUGUAUGUGCGCGUGUGUAUAUAUUUACAUAUAUAUUUGUAUUUAUAUAUGUACAGAAUUUUGAAAAUUUAUCUGAAAGACUACGUUAAGGAGUAUCUAAGCGUUCGCAUUUAUGUAAAUGAUACGCAGUGCAAGUAUAAUGCGAUAAAUGUCUGGAUCGUAACUCUAACGUUGUGUGUGUGUAUGGGUGUGUAUGUAUGUAUAUAUAUAUAUAUAUAUAUACACGUACACGUUUGCAUGUAAUACGCUUUUGUUGGCGCGAGAAUUAAUUGUCUUAAUAAACAGCGUUUAAUGGAAAUACUUGUUCCAUGUGAAAGUAAUAAUGUCAAUUGUGUAUAAUAAAGCAAGGAAUCUGAAUGUCGGUUUCAAUCUCUGUAAAUAUUUAUGUAACAUAUUUAUGACUUGUGUGUAAAAUAAUUUUUUUUUCGAUUUGAUCUUGGGAAAAGAGAAGGAGAGCUGCGAUAUUACAGUUCCGUGAUGAUUAUUUCGAUUUGUCGUAUCGCAAGACUUACACGAAAUGCUUCUACGAUUAUCGUCAAUUAUAAGAUUUUGCAUUCGAACACGAGCGAGAUAACGGUUCGUAUCGCGAAAGCGUGUUCGAAAACACGACGAUCUAUAAUGUAUGUGCAUAUGCUAUACGCUCGCCGAUCUGUGGGAUCGGAUCGAGGAAUACGCGUACACGUUACGAGAUAUCAAAUAAAAUAUAUUGUAAAUCGUAUAUAUCGAGAGAGAAAUAUACAAGUUCUACUAGACAGAGAACGAGGCUAGAGACACUCUCCAGGCUAUAUUGACGUACAUAUAAUUAUUGUCAAUGCAAUUUCUUUAUUACAAUAUAAUAUAUACAAGAUUA
Wasmannia auropunctata (little fire ant) is the source of this 8094-nucleotide messenger RNA. It is a transcript of the gene Ac13E, whose product is annotated as adenylate cyclase type 9. Gene Ontology annotation, biological process: intracellular signal transduction; cyclic nucleotide biosynthetic process; adenylate cyclase-activating G protein-coupled receptor signaling pathway. Bases 149 to 4633 code for a protein of 1494 amino acids. The transcript has 8 exons. Gene Ontology annotation, molecular function: adenylate cyclase activity. Lineage: Eukaryota; Metazoa; Arthropoda; Insecta; Hymenoptera; Formicidae. The record is from RefSeq and is a predicted model, not a curated record.